Molecule: messenger RNA, 2010 nt
Organism: Pollicipes pollicipes
Lineage: Eukaryota; Metazoa; Arthropoda; Thecostraca; Pollicipedomorpha; Pollicipedidae
Product: dual specificity protein phosphatase 10
Exons: 4
Coding region: 86-1291 (401 amino acids)
Biological process (GO): negative regulation of MAPK cascade; peptidyl-tyrosine dephosphorylation
Cellular component (GO): cytosol; cytoplasm
Molecular function (GO): MAP kinase tyrosine phosphatase activity; MAP kinase tyrosine/serine/threonine phosphatase activity; protein tyrosine/threonine phosphatase activity
Source: RefSeq, a predicted model, not a curated record
GUCCGAGCGGCGGUCGCGGCCGGCCGCCAGUCACCGUCGCUGUGCGCGUGCGGGAGCAGCAACUGCCAGAGCUCCGUACACCGCGAUGAUCGGCGGAGAGGUGAAGAGAGAAGGGCUGCAGCUGAACUUCAGUCGCAGCAUCAGUGCGCCGGGCGAGGCGGCGGCGCCGGCCAACGGCCUGACUGUGCCCGUGCGACUUCGUCCGCUUUCCCUGCCCGCCUCGCCAAGCUCAGAGGCGGCCGAGAUGAAGAAGUCGCUGGUGGUGGCGCGGACGCGACAGUGCAGCAGCGAGGAGCUGGCCAGGCGGCUCAGCUCGGGCCGCAACAACACGUUCGUGUUACUGGACGUGCGGCCGUUCAUGGUGUACAACACGUCGCAUAUCCAGGGCGCUAUCAACCUCAACUGUAUGGACCGCUUCAACCGGCGCCGCCUGCAGCUGGGCAAGGCGUCACUGGCCGAGCUGGCCACCAACAAGGAGGCUAAGGAUCUGCUGAAGCGCAGGACGUACCGCGAGUUCAUCGUCUGUGACGAUGACACCACGGACCUGGACCUGCUGCCCUCCAGCCACCCCCUGUUCAUGGUGUUCAGCGCCCUUCUGGAGGACAACCGGGAGCCGGUGCUGCUGACAGGUGGCAUGAAGGCGUUCUGCCGCGACUUCGCGUCGCUCUGUCACUCGGAGCUGCGUCCGAUGACGCUCGACGGACCCGACUCGGUGGCGCAGCUGCGCGAGCGCGCCGACGAGAUCGAGAGCGCGCAGGUGACGCAGAUCCUGCCGUUCCUCUACGUCGGCAACCAGCAAGACGCCAAGGACCUGGUCAGUCUCAAGAACUGCGGCAUCACGCGCGUGCUGAACGUGACGGCCCACGUGCCGGGCUACCAUCAGCAGCAAGGCAUCAGCUACAAGACGCUGCCGGCGGCCGACUCGGGCCAGCAGAACAUCAGCCAGUACUUUGACGAGGCGCUCGAGUUCAUCGACUGCGCCCGGCGGCAUCAGGCGAAUGUGCUGGUCCACUGCGUGGCCGGCGUGUCUCGCUCGCCCACCAUCGCUAUCGCCUACAUCAUGAAGUACCUGCCGAUGACCAUGCUGGAGGCGUACCAUCUGGUCAAGUCGCGCCGCCCCAUCAUCAGCCCCAACCUCAACUUCAUGGGCCAGCUGCUGGAGUGGGAACAGUGUCUGCGCUCAGAGCUCAGCACGUGCUCGGAGGGCUCGGCGCCGAGCGCGGUGUGCCUGCCGGGGCCGCCAGCCGGCCAGCAGAGCCCCUGCCGGCCGCUGGAAACGUGCACCAGCUGACCGGAGCGGCCCGCGCCCGACCCCGCGCCGCCGACCGGCCAGCAGAGUCCCCGCCGGCCGCUGGAGACGGAGGCCUGACCGCGCUUGGGUCGGGAGAAGCCGCAGCGGCGGCCGCACUGCCCUACCUCGCCGCCGACCACGCGCCGCGGAGGCGGCCGGCUGUCGGCGGCGCACCCGGGGCCCGGGUGCGCCCGCCCCGCCGCGCCCCCGGCCCCGUCGGAAGUAUUACGCCCGCCUGUGUCAUGAUCUCAACUUAGAUCGCCCGGACCGUGUCCGUCCGAGGCGGUCGGAGAGUGUUUGUGAUCGCGCCGUCGGGUCACGUGACGUACGUCGACCCAACGGUCGGGCGGAGGAGGCCCGGCCCGCGCGGCGCGCUCUGCCGCUCCGGACUGAUCCGGGACCCCCGGCCGCAGUCGGUCUUAGCCGUGAAGUGUGCCAUUAGCUUACGCCACCCUUGUCUUGUAUACUCUCACGUUGUACUAGCUGGGAGUCACGGCAGUCUUCUUUGUGCUAUAGUUUCGUGGAGUCGCCAUCACCAUGUAGAGAACGCGUGAUGUGUAUCAAACAUGAAGAACGUAUUUAUUUUAUCGCGCCUUUUGUAGAUACGUGUGUCGAAGUGGUAGAUGUCUGAGUCUGGUUUUGAUUUGUGUUCACUGAAGUACCCGUCACCAUUCAUAUAUCCCACAAAGUGAGUGUGAAAUAAACAAACAUAUUAUGGA